AUGGCUACGUCGCAAAACAACCAGAACAACAACGCCGGUGGAAGACCAACAGGUGCAACAGGAGGCGGGCAUCAAAGAAAUACCUGCAGGAAUUAUCAGCAGCCAGGACAUCCCCCGCAGUACAUGUUUGUCGACCUUCCCGGUGCUCUAUGUCCUCAUUGCCAGACAAGGCACCCCGCCGAAGCUGAUGGCAUCUAUCAUGCAGCUAAGCAGGUACAAGACGAUGUAGUGUGCUAUCAAGGGGCCUUUACCUGGCCAAUCUCGUCCUCUCAGCACUGGAAGCCUUCCCUGCUUUACACUUCGCAAUGCGGGGUCUUCAACCUUGAGUGA
This is a messenger RNA of Plenodomus lingam JN3, 330 nucleotides long. The record is from RefSeq and is a predicted model, not a curated record. Lineage: Eukaryota; Fungi; Ascomycota; Dothideomycetes; Pleosporales; Leptosphaeriaceae.